Lentinula edodes (shiitake mushroom) is the source of this 1292-nucleotide messenger RNA. Its product is annotated as velvet factor-domain-containing protein. The record is from RefSeq and is a predicted model, not a curated record. Lineage: Eukaryota; Fungi; Basidiomycota; Agaricomycetes; Agaricales; Omphalotaceae. The transcript has 5 exons. The coding region runs from base 1 to 996 and encodes 331 amino acids.
AUGACUGAUGUCGCCUAUCCAACAGGAAUCGGUUUAUGUUCAUUACCUAUUCGGUUUCAGUGUGGCCAAUUUGCUGGGAAAAUCAUUCGUAGUGAGCUGUGUGAAAUUCAGAAAGCUGACCUUGGCCGAAAGUAUGCUCGCGUCGACCGGCGACCACUUGACCCACCGCCUGUGGUCGUAUUAAAAUUCUUUGAAGUCUUGGAUGAAACAGCGCCAGACGGGGUGCGAGAGCUCACGGAGAUUCAAAUACUAGGAUUGUUGUGUACCGUUGAUCUUUUUCCCGUCAUCGAUGCCGUAUCGCUGGGCUCACCUACAACAAAAUCGGGUCCAAGAAAGUUCAAUCCGUCCUCUUCCACUACGAUCGCUUCAAGUCACUAUGGUCCCGUAUCUUACGAUUCUCAUGGAUACACCCCUGGAUCAUCUAUUCAAGGUCUUCCGUUGACUACUUCCUCGGCAUACUCCAUAGGUAGUAGACGAGGAAGUCCCUCGCGAACGGCACACCCUAGUGAUAUUGUUCACUGGACAGGGCACAUCCCAGUUACAGAGUCUUCUAAGAUGACGGAUGCGUUAGUUGGUGCGACUUUUGUGCAACCCCAGUUUAUAGAUUACGAGGGGAGUAGGGCUUUAAUUUUUGUGUUUUCAGACCUCGCUGUUAAAAACGAGGGUACAUUUCUACUCCGCUACCGCAUGUUCGAUCUAUUUUCCAAGGCCGAAGGACAUGAGGACAGGGUUAUUCAGGCGGAAUGCUAUGGCGGACCCUUUCGUGUGUAUUCCACGAAGGAAUUCCCUGGACUCAGAGCAUCUACUGAACUCACGAAGCUCAUAUCGCGAUAUGGUAUCCGGCUUAAUAUCCGUGAAACUGAGCGGAAGCGGCGGACGAAAGACUCUCCUAAUUCGCUUACCGAAAGCACUUCUGGGUCGCGUCGCGGGAAAAGAAAACAGUCGUCUAUCGAUGAUGAUCAUGGAGAAUUUGGCACAGACCUAAAGAUUGAAUGACACCACCUAUGCUAUGACCCAAUGUACACAACCGUUCAAAGGCGUUGGAACUUGUACCCCGUAAUUCAGGCAAUUGUCAAAAAAUUGUCUACUACCGCGCACCAUCUCAUAGUGACUGUAUUUAUAGCUUUGACACUGUAUUGCUUACUUUCUGUAGACCUAACACUUCGAUACAUGUACAUGUAUACAUAUGAUAUGCGGCAUUCACCACUGCUUUCCCAAAGGUUGUCUAAAAUUAUGAAGUGUACAAUGUUUACAAUCUUGUGUCAAGGAUACAGAUGAUUUUCGUGGCUCGA